AAGCAAAUUAUCUAAGCCAUAUUAUGAAAGUGUUUGUAGUCCUCGCUGUUGUGGUGGCCUGCGCUUACGCAGCUCCUGGCGGUUAUGGUGGUGGUGGUGGCGGUGGCGGUGCUGCAGCCAGUGCUGGUGCCAGCGCUAGUGCGAAGGGCGUUGGCGGUGGCUUCGGUGGUGGACCAGGAUUUGGUGGUGGUCCAGGUUUUGGAGGUGGACCAGGAUUUGGAGGUAAACCAGGCUUUGGAGGUGGUCCAGGAUUUGGAGGUGGCCCCGGAUUUGGAGGUGGCCCCGGAUUUGGAGGCGGUCAUAAGGGCGGUUAUGGAGGUGGUCCUGGUUUCGGCGGCGGCGGCGGCAUUGGUGGUCCUGGUUACGGUGGCGGCAUUGGCGGUCCAAUUGGUGGCGGUAUUCCAAUUGGUGGUGGCGGCUAUGGCGGUGGCCACAAAGGUUUCGGUGGAAUCGGAGGAGGAUCUGCUUCGGCUUCAGCUUCCUCAUCGGCCUCUGCUGUUGGUGGUGGUGGUCGUGGUGGUGGCGUUGCUAGUGCCAACUCUAAUGCUGUCGCCACUGCCGGUGGCCGUGGUUAAAUUAUUCUUUAUUUUUUAUGUUUUGAUUACGUUGAUAAGUGUAAUUUAUUAAAAGUGAAA
Molecule: messenger RNA, 635 nt
Organism: Stomoxys calcitrans (stable fly)
Lineage: Eukaryota; Metazoa; Arthropoda; Insecta; Diptera; Muscidae
Exons: 1
Coding region: 24-575 (183 amino acids)
Source: RefSeq, a predicted model, not a curated record